GCAGCGUUUACUUAGUUAGAAUAACUUCAGUGUAGUGUAAAACUAACCUCAACAGACAUUUUCAUUUGUGUGGGGUAUAAUUUUUUAAUACAAUAGUUUUCUCAAUUUCGGUUUUUAUUCAACUCAUUUGCUCCACAUGUUAUUUAUUUGAGCCUCUUUGCAAACUAACAAUAGCUUCUAAAUUAUUAAACUAUCAAGUAUUCUAUGCACACAUUUCUGCUUUAUCAGCUUAGCUGACCACCUCAUAAAUCAUAACCUUUUAUGUUGCCUUUAAAACUAAACGAAUACUGCGGUAAUCAAAAUUAGCAAUAAUUCAAAUGUAUAUGGACAUCAUAGCUACCGAUAAUAUCGAUAAGACGCCAAUUAUCGCACGUCGCGCACACUAAUUUAAAGCCCUAAAAUUAUAAAAAUUACACAACCAUUUGGGGAGAUGUUUAGUAGCGUUUGACCUUCUGUUUGCCAUUUAGUCUUCGGCCAAUCGACUAGCCGACUAGUUUACCACGAAUUUAAUCCGUUACACAAUGAAAACCGGUACCAUUUUUGGCGCCAUAUUGGCACUCACCCUAAUGGGUACAUCCUGCGCGCGUACUUUGAACGAAGCAGAUACUGUUGUUGCGGCAGACACGGACUCCACCAUAGAUGGACGUAUUGUUGGCGGCAGAACCGUUGACAUUUCGGCACAUCCCCAUCAGGUUAGCAUGCGCUCGAAGAGCAUUCUAUCCGCAUCCGCCUCGUACUCGCAUAACUGUGGCGGUAGCAUUAUCUCGGAGAGCAUAGUCCUUACAGCGGCACAUUGUGUAAUCGGUAAAGUGCCUAGUCAAUACCAAAUUGUCGCAGGAACGAACCAGCGCAGAAGUGCCGAUGGUGCUAUUGCAACCGUUAAGGAGAUCAUUAUGCAUGAGCAGUACACACCCAGUACGUAUGACAAUGAUGUCGCUAUUAUGGUGCUUGGUACGCCACUGCCAAUCAACAAUUUCACCAUCAAAGCAGUGCCAUUGGCGGAAGAGGGUUCGCUGAAUGGUGCUACUGCUACGGUCAGUGGUUGGGGUACGCUUAGUUCAGGUGGUACCAGUCCAACUCUGCUGCAGGAAGUUAAAGUGCCGAUUGUCAGUAAUGAGAUAUGCAAUGCGGACUAUAAUGGAUUAAUUACGGACUCUAUGUUGUGUGCUGGCGUACGCGGCACUGGUGGCAAGGACGCUUGUCAAGGUGAUUCGGGUGGUCCAUUGUUGGUUAAUAACAAAUUAGCUGGUAUAGUGUCGUGGGGUUAUGGCUGUGCACAGGCUAACUAUCCGGGUGUGUAUGCGAAUGUGUCAUAUUUGUUGCCAUGGAUACGUGAAAAAAUCGCCGAGGUAGAGUUGACGCUUUUGUCGCAGAACUGAGAGUGGGUGUUCGGAGACGAAAUUUGAAUAAAUAAUUAAAGAGAAAUGCAUGUAUGCAAAAAUAAAAAUUUGAGACGAAAUAUGGAUUUUUAAUAAAAAUUAUA
This is a messenger RNA of Anastrepha ludens (Mexican fruit fly), 1483 nucleotides long. Its product is annotated as trypsin zeta-like. The transcript has a single exon. The record is from RefSeq and is a predicted model, not a curated record. Gene Ontology annotation, biological process: proteolysis. Gene Ontology annotation, molecular function: serine-type endopeptidase activity. NCBI's taxonomy places the organism in Eukaryota, Metazoa, Arthropoda, Insecta, Diptera, Tephritidae. Bases 522 to 1379 code for a protein of 285 amino acids.